ACUACCCCAGAAGCUGUUCCACACACAGCUGGGGAGAGCAGGUCCUCAGGAGCAACGUCGGGAGUGAUCCCAGCGUCUCUGGGUGCUGACCCGGACGCCUGUGAGCCAGAAGGGAGUAGGAGCUGCUGGACGCUGCUGUGCCAUGGACUCUGAGGUCACCAACGGCCCAGGCCUCAGGGAUGAGCGCAUCACAAACUUGCUUGUGUUUGGCUUCCUCCAAAACUGCUCCAACUGUAAUUUCCACGAAGAGCUGGAGGCGUUGGGCCAGGACAUGCCCAUGCAAGCGUACCUGCAAGAGGACUGUGACGACGAGCUGCAGACAGACGGCAACCGGGCCAGCCUCUCCUGCAUGGGAAGGAUAGAGGCAGAUUCUGAAAGUCAAGAAGUCAUCCAGAACAUAGCCAGGUGCCUCGCCCAGUUAGGGGACCAGAUGGAGCAAAGCAUCCACCCGAGACUGGUGAACCACCUGGCACUGCAGUUUAUGAACGUGAACCUGUCGGAGGAGGACAGAAGGCAGUGCCUGGCUGCGGCCCUACAGCAGGUGAUGCAGACUUUCCCUAAGGACAUGGAGAAGGAGAAGACCACGCUGAUGUUGACCAUGCUGUUGGCCAAAAAGGUGGCCGAUCACACGCCAUCCUUGCUCCGUGACGUCUUUCGCACGACCGUGAACUUUAUUAAACAGGACCUAUUCACCUAUGUGACGAACUUAGCCAGAGAAGUAAGAACCAGUGCUGUCAGCCGCUUGGCGUUUCGCUGAGUCCUCCUGGUCUGACUGCUGCCCACACCCAUCUCCCUCUGACGUUGGGACACCAGCAGGGCCUGCGCCACAGGGCUCCUUCCAUCCCUCCUGCCCCUGCUCCAAUGGCCAGGCCGCAAGGAAGGCUAUUGCAGACCUUCCGACUCA
Molecule: messenger RNA, 904 nt
Organism: Cynocephalus volans (Philippine flying lemur)
Lineage: Eukaryota; Metazoa; Chordata; Mammalia; Dermoptera; Cynocephalidae
Gene: BID
Product: BH3 interacting domain death agonist
Exons: 5
Coding region: 143-757 (204 amino acids)
Biological process (GO): apoptotic mitochondrial changes; positive regulation of intrinsic apoptotic signaling pathway; positive regulation of release of cytochrome c from mitochondria
Cellular component (GO): cytosol; mitochondrion; cytoplasm
Source: RefSeq, a predicted model, not a curated record